Hippopotamus amphibius kiboko is the source of this 3470-nucleotide messenger RNA. It is a transcript of the gene MAMDC4, whose product is annotated as MAM domain containing 4. The coding region runs from base 1 to 3441 and encodes 1146 amino acids. Gene Ontology annotation, molecular function: protein binding. The transcript is spliced from 27 exons. The record is from RefSeq and is a predicted model, not a curated record. Gene Ontology annotation, cellular component: membrane. NCBI's taxonomy places the organism in Eukaryota, Metazoa, Chordata, Mammalia, Artiodactyla, Hippopotamidae.
AUGGCUUUGCCCAGCCACGUCCUGGCCGCCCUGGUCCUGCUCCUGGCAGGGUCCCCGAGCUGGGCCUGGGGCCCCAGCCACUGCAGGGCCCCCCGCGAGGCCGUGUGCAACUUCGUGUGUGACUGCAGAGGCUGCCCCGACGAGGCCCAGUGCGGUUACCACGGGGCCUCAUCCGCCCUGGGCGCCCCCUUCGCCUGUGACUUCGAGCAGGACUUCUGUGGCUGGCGGGACAUCAGCACCUCAGGCUACAGCUGGCUCCGAGACCGGGCGGGGGCCGCACCCGGGGCUCCGGGGCCACGCUCGGACCACACUCUGGGAACUGACCUCGGCUGGUACGCGGCUGUCGGCACACACCGUGGGAAAGAGGCGGCCGCCGCGGCCCUGCGCUCCCCCAUUCUGCGCGAGGCAGCCCCCUCCUGUGAGCUGAGGCUCUGGUACCACACAGCCUCGGGAGAUGCGGCCGAGCUGCGGCUGGAGCUGACCCACGGUGCAGAGACGCUGAGCCUGUGGCGGAGCUCCGGGCCUUGGGGCCCAGGCUGGCAGGAGCUGGUGGUGCCCACCGGCCGCAUCCAGGGUGCCUUCAGGGUGACCUUCUCUGCCACCCGCAACGCCACCCACAGGGGCGCUGUGGCCUUGGAUGACGUAGCCUUCUGGCGCUGUGGGCUGCCCACCCCCCAGGCACGCUGCCCCUUGGGGCAUCACCAUUGCCAGAACAAGGCCUGCGUGGAGCCCCACCAGCUGUGUGACGGGGAGGACAACUGUGGGGACCGGUCCGAUGAGGACACAGCCGCCUGCAGCCACCACACGGCCACCGAUUUUGAGACGGGCCUGGGCCCGUGGAACCACUCGGAGGGCUGGGCCCGGAACCACAGUGCGGGCGGCCCCCGGCACCCGGCCUGGCCGCGCAGUGACCACAGCCGGAACAGUGCACGUGGCUUCUUCCUCGCGUCCGUGGCUGAGCCCAGCACCCCGGCCGUCCUCUCCAGCCCCGAGUUCCAGGCCUCGGCCCCCCACAACUGCUCGCUCACCUUCUAUCACUACCUGCACGGGUCCGCAUCCGGCUGCCUCCAGGUGUUCCUGCACACGGGGCGCCCUGGCACCCCCCAAGCCCCCGUCCUGCUGCGCAGGCGCCACGGGGAGCUGGGGGCUGCCUGGGUCCGAGAUCGCGUGGACCUCCAGAGCGAGCACCCCUUUCGGAUCCUCCUGGCCGGGCAGACAGGCCCGGGGGGCGUCGUGGGCCUGGAUGACCUCAUCCUGUCCGACGGCUGCAGACCGGUCGGAGGUGAGCCUUCUGGGCGUCCCUCUCCUCGGGAGCCGCACAGCCCCGCCCUCCUGACCCCUGCUCCGCCCCAGCAGAGGCGGCCGGCCCACCCCUGGAACUUCUGCGAGCCCGGACACCUCUCCUGUGAGGAGCUGUGCGUCCCCCCGGAGCAGCUGUGUGACUUCCAGCGGCAGUGCCCGGGCGGCGAGGACGAGCAGGAGUGUGGCACCACGGACUUCGAGUCCCCCUCGGCCGGGGGCUGGGAGGACGCCAGCGUGGGGCGGCUGCAGUGGGUGCGUCGCCCGGCCCGGGACCGCAGGAGCCCUGGCGCGGACGCCCGCUGGGCUGCUGGGCACUUCCUGUCCGUGCAGAGGGCCUGGGGGCAGCUGGCAGAGGAGGCCCGGGUCCUCACGCCCCCCCUGGGCCCCUCGGGCCCCCACUGCCAACUCCACGUGGCUUACCAUUUUCAGAGUCGCCCCCAAGAGGUCUCCUGUAACUUUGAGCGGGGCACCUGCGGCUGGCACACCGGCCACCUCACAGACGCCCACUGGCGCUGGGUCUCGAGCCGCGGCCCUGGGUACGACCACACCACGGGCCAAGGCUCCUUCAUGCUCCUAGACCCCACGGACCCCCCGGCCCAGGGCCCCGGGGCGCACCUGCUCACCUGGCCCCAGGUGCCCACAGCCGCUCAGGAGUGCCUCUCGUUCUGGUACCACCUCUACGGGCCCCAGACGGGGACCCUGCGCCUGGCGAUGAGGCGGGAAGGGGAGGCAGAAACGCACCUGUGGUCGCGGUCCGGCACCCACGGCAACCGCUGGCAUGAGGCCUGGGCCACCCUCCACCACCAGCAGGACUCCGGCGCCAAGUAUCAACUGCUGUUCGAGGGCCUCCGGGACGGGUACCACGGCACCAUGGCGCUGGACGACGUGGCCGUGCGGCCCGGGCCGUGCUGGGCCCCCAAGCGCUGCUCCUUCGAGGACUCGGCCUGUGGCUUCUCCACGGGGGGCCGGGGCCUCUGGACACGCCAGGCCAACGCCUCGGGCCACGCCGCCUGGGGCCCUCGGGCUGACCACACCACUGAGACGGCUCAGGGGCACUACAUGGUGGUGGACACAAGCCCGCAGGCCCUGCCCCGUGGCCGCGUGGCUUCCCUGACUUCAGAGGCGCACAGGCCGCUGGCCCAGCCUGCCUGCCUGACCUUCUGGUACCACCUGAGCCUCCGCAACCCAGGCGCCCUGCGGGUCCACGUGGAGGAGGCCGGGAGGCGGCCGGCGCUCAGCAUCAGCUCCCGGGGAGGGUCCGCCUGGCGCCUGGGCAGCGUGGACGUGCAGGCCGAGCGGCCCUGGCGGGUGGUGUUCGAGGCCGUGGCCGCCGGCGUGGAGCACUCCUACAUCGCGCUGGAUGACCUGCUGCUCCAGGACGGGCCCUGCCCUCGGCCAGCGUCCUGUGACUUUGAGGCUGGUCUGUGCGGUUGGAACCACCUGCCCUGGCCUGGCCUGGGCGGGUACAGCUGGGACUGGAGCAGUGGAGCCACGCCCUCCCGCUACCCCCAGCCCCGCGUGGACCACACCCUGGGCACAGAGGCAGGCCACUUUGCUCUCUUCGAGACGGGCGUGCUGGGCCCGGGGGGCCGGGCGGCCUGGCUGCGCAGCCAGCCACUGCCCGCCACCCAGGCCUCCUGCCUCCGCUUCUGGUACCACAUGGGCUUUCCCGAGCACUUCUACAAGGGCGAGCUGAGGGUGCUCCUGAGCAGCGCCCGGGGGCAGCUGGCCGUGUGGGGCGCGGGCGGGCGCCUGCGGCACCAGUGGCUGGAAGGCCAGGUGGAGGUGGCCAGCGCCGAGGAGUUCCAGAUCGUGUUUGAAGCCACCCUGGGCGGCCAGCCGGCCCUGGGGCCCAUCGCCCUGGAUGAUGUGGAGUAUCUGGCCGGGCAACGCUGCCAGCCGCCCACACCCAGCCAGGGGGACACGGCAGUGGCCACAUCGGUGCCAGCCGUGGUCAGCGGCACCCUCCUCCUCCUCGUGCUGCUGGGGCUGCUGGGGCUCGUGGGGCGGCGCUGGCUGCAGAAGAAGGGGGGCUGUCCUUCCCAGGGCGAGACGGACACCGUGGCCCCCGGCUUUGACAACAUUCUCUUCAAUGCGGACCACGUCACCCUGCCAGCAUCCGUCACCAACGACCAGUAGACAACCCAGAGAAGACCCUGGCUCCUCAC